Molecule: messenger RNA, 1600 nt
Organism: Drosophila takahashii
Lineage: Eukaryota; Metazoa; Arthropoda; Insecta; Diptera; Drosophilidae
Source: RefSeq, a predicted model, not a curated record
CGUUAAUACGGAUCGGCUCUCGCCGAAAAUCGAAGUAAAUCUCGGACGAAUCCUUCAUCGUUACGACUUGUCUACCGAAGUGUGCUCAUCGACGACUCCGGCGCAUUUGAAGCCAAGAACUGCGACCACUGGAACUACGGAAAUGUUUAAAUUGCUUAUCAUCGGAUGUCUGACCUUCCUGGUGUCGCUGGUUGGUGCUUUCGAGGAGCACCCCCAUUUCUGCAUCGAAACGGAGCCGCUCCUCCUGUCCGAGAUCGAUCGCCAUGUGGUUAUGCCUAGCGAGAAGGAUCUGCAGUGCCACAUUAAGGCCACCACGUUGACCCAAAAGGAGAAGGCGGCUCUCGUGGACACCCUGUGCGCGGAUCACGGCUCCACGACGAUCAAGCGGGACAAUCAUCACUUCCUGCGGCUGCACAAUGGGGAGUUGAAUGGACGCGGUGUCCAGUCGGAGGUGUGUGCCAAUGGAGCGGAUUCUGUCUUGGCCUGGGUGCCCUACCACAUGGUGCUCAAGAACUAUGCGGCCGAAUUGAAUCCCAAGGAGCGGCUGACCUACAUUGCCAAGGCCACCAAUGUGGAGCGCGAGAAGACGGAGCUGUGCCACUUUCGGCACACGGAUCUGGUCAAUGCGGUGUCCGAUAAUCUCUUCACCUGCGUGGUCAUGAUCUUUGGCGAUAACUUUUAUGGACUGGAGGACAACAUCAAUGUGCUGGUGGAGCUGCAACCGCUGAUGUAUCAGCUGAGGAACAUCACCUACCUGCCUUGGAGGAAUGUUUCCAACAGCUACAAGAUGCAUUUGGGCGACAGCGUGCUCCGGAAUCCCAGUGGCGAACGGAAGCCCAUCUACGGCAGCUUGAAUUACGAGUUUGUGGAGAAGAUCCUGGUGAACAUGACCAGUGUCUACCAGGAUAAAAAGCUGGCCAAGCUGCCGCUGCUCCUCGAGCAUCGUUCUUCUGUUUUAGAACUAAAUUCGGAUGGAGUGGGCGGCAUGGAGGUGGCGGAGAAGGCCUAUUUCGGACGCAGCAUGGAUCCCAGGAGCGAGGUGAAGGUCCAGGUGAUUGGCCAGUGGGUGGACCAGCAUAGGGAGUUUGGAGCCGACAUCUACGAGUAUUAUGGACAUGGUUUAAGGCGCUAUUCCCAACCGAUGACCGGCGGAAGGCUCACCUUUGUGCGGAUCGACAAUACGGAGCCGGUUUUCAUGGCCCCGGAAUCGAGUAAUCUGGCCAAGGCCUCGCUUUUCCACGAGCAGAAGGCCGGCAAGCUAAAGGAGGAUCCAUCGGGCAACUUCACCGAGUGGGAAAACGUCCAGGAGGAUGAGGAGCCGGGUUUCUAUUGCUGGUUUGUUGUGACCUCCCUUUUCUUGGCCCUCCUCGUUAUCCUGGGCAUUUACCUAGUGGUUCGCACCCAGAGCAGAAGGACCAAGCAGCGCCAUGUGUACGAAGUGGCCAACACGAAUGUUUCUCCAACAGCCUAAAAAGAAAUUUAAACUUUAGAUUUAAGUUUUGUAAAUCCGAAAAACGCACUAGGAUCAACAGGUGUUCUUACUCCGAAAUGUCAGUUUAAUUAAACGAGUUGGCAGCACUAGUGCCAAAUCCUUGAAUUU